Messenger RNA from Daldinia vernicosa, 1327 nucleotides. RefSeq lists its product as uncharacterized. The coding region runs from base 328 to 1032 and encodes 234 amino acids. The record is from RefSeq and is a predicted model, not a curated record. NCBI's taxonomy places the organism in Eukaryota, Fungi, Ascomycota, Sordariomycetes, Xylariales, Hypoxylaceae. The transcript is spliced from 2 exons.
GGCAACGUAUAGUAUUAUGUAACCUAGCCAUUUAAACAUUGGGAAAGAAACAGGGCAUCUAUUGCGUAAUCUUGAGCUAGCGUAAACCCAAGUCAAGCCUACCCGGCAGCCCGGAUGUAUAUACGUACACACAUAGUACAAGGGAUGAGGGCUGAAAAGUAUAUUGCGACAAUAAUGACUUCAUAACAGCAUUCAUACGUUAACACUAUUUUCUAUUUUUCUCAUUUUAUUCGUUUUCGCAUCAAUUGCCAUGUAGCGAAACGAAUAGCUUACCAUAUAGUUUAGGAGGAAUUCGGGGUUUAAACUACUAUAUAUCACGAUAUCACGAUGGGGGAAACAAGAACAAACUCGGAUCAACCUCAAUCUCAAUACCAGUCAGAUCUCAGCCUAUCUCAGCCUCAACAACGCUCUUCAAUUGGGUUUAUCGGCCGAGAAUGGUCGGCGAAUAAGAUUGUCCUAGUUUCUUUAUCUAUAGCAUCCUGCGCCAUCGUGCUAGGUAUAUCAAUUGCUCUCGCCGUCGAUCCCGAUGUCCAAAGCUACAUUGUCGUCUGGACGGCUCCGCAGGCCGGCGCGGCUCUGCUCUGGUCCGGCAUCGACCUCGCUACCACGUACGCGGGAAGAAUAAACCACCGGCUAAUCCACCCGGGCGCCCAGGUAGCAGUACAACUUUUACUAUGGAUGGGCUUCUGCGUUGGGAUUGGUUUGACAGCGUAUAUCUUGUCAUGGGCACUCGCCUUUUCCAGCUCGGACGAUCGCGAUGCUUAUCCUGAAUACUACGAAUAUUAUCAUGGCGAUAAUAACGACUAUUAUGAAUAUUAUAGUAAAUCCUACAUCCGGUCAAUGGAGGCCCUCGUGGCGUUUCUAGCUAUUUUGAUAAUUGUACAUUUUCUCUUAUUUUUCUCAGCCUCUAUGAAAGUAGCCCGGCGCAAAAAGAUGAGCAGCAAGCCUAUCACUAUACCUCUUCAGCGGUUGGGUCAGAUACCACCUCCGGGGCAUGAGAAGGAUAACGGAGACCGAAACAACACUAUAUAAUUUGCUUGGAUCCUGGGUAUGUCUAAAGGUCACGGGGAAGAGGCGUUGUAUGGGCAUUAGUGAAUUAGCUAUGCCGAAAGGCAAAAUUAUAUAGGAUGGUAGUGUAGUCUAAGUUCUAAGUUUGAGGAAAGUUAUGGAUAUCAAAGACGGUGGCAUUCUAUUACCUACCUCUUCGAAACUCAUCUUCGUAUAUUAUCCAACUGUACACCUGCGUCUAAAUAGAUGUAUCCUUUGAGAUUCCGUUACGAGACUAGAGUGGUUGUAUAGGUAGUCAUAAAGAUAUCAUACCUAGCUA